GGAACUGGACGCACCACACACAUACUGGGGCUGUCGUGACGCGAGGCGCGCAUUUCGUAAAAUUUCAGGAACAUUUUUCCGCGCCCACCCUUUAGCGCAAGUGUGUGUAAAGUUUGUUUUUUUGCUUGCUUUUGGGACCUUUAGGCACACGGUUUUCGGUGCGGUGAAAAUAUGAACGUUGCGAAAAGCGAUCGCCCAUUUACGGCAAAAUUUCCGCAAACUCCCGAAAAUGGUGAUGAAGUGCUGAUACGCGGAAAGCUGUGCGACGAUGCAAGAAACUUUUCCGUGAAUUUCUGCCUGCCACGGCCACCGCAUUUUAUGCCGCACCAGACGCCCGCGUACAUUGCGUACCAUUUUAAAACGAUUUACGACGAGAACGGCGAAAGCCGCGUGGUGCAGAACUGGAAGAACGUGCAGUGGCAGCAGGAGCAAGUUUCCGAUAAUCACUGGCACGAGGAUCGCAGCGAAACGUUUCGCAUGAUAUUCCGACUGCACGAAGACACUAUCAAGAUGUUCCGCGACAGUGUGGACCACCCGCCGGAUUACGAAUUUGCGGUGCAGUUGCCGCUCAAUCAGAUCGAAUCGAUCGAGCUGUGGGAUGGUGUGGAGAGCGUCGAAGAGAUUUCAUUCCGGUACGAUAACAGAAACGCGUACUAACAUUAAACACUUGCGGUCUUCAUACACGAGGUGAAGGGAAACCGGCUCAUCGAUCGUGACAUCAAAACUUUGAUCAUCUCCCCGCACUGCCCGAUUACGCACCGCUUAGGGUGGUGAAUCCACCAUUCGCUAGGCAGCUAUUUCAUCGCCAGCACGAAUAGUUUCUAGUCGUCUAGUCAUCGAUAAACUACGAGUACACCGUAUUGCGACAACAAACAAAACUUAUGCACCGUUUCUCGGAAGUGCCUUAACAUUUUCAAAACAGUGCGUGCGCGUCAUGGUCACAGUGAGGAAGCAUUCUAUUUCGUUAUCUGCUGACAACCGCACCGCGCACGGCGUCAGCAUCGGAAUCAAUCGGUGUGGUGCUAGUUACCCAUAAGUUUAAGAGCUGAACCUGUGAGCGCUGCAAUUGUGUUGUAUUUUAUCAGCUGCUAUCAGUUGGCUUAAGCACUUCUCUGUGCACAUCUACCUUUACGACACGGUUGGGGACAGACAAAUCACGGACAGAACUCCGUGUAAUGAACACCAUUUAACGACAAAUAAAAUUUAAUUAUUUUCUGCCUUUACUU
Anopheles moucheti is the source of this 1226-nucleotide messenger RNA. RefSeq lists its product as uncharacterized. The record is from RefSeq and is a predicted model, not a curated record. The coding region runs from base 172 to 657 and encodes 161 amino acids. Gene Ontology annotation, molecular function: carbohydrate binding. The transcript is spliced from 3 exons. NCBI's taxonomy places the organism in Eukaryota, Metazoa, Arthropoda, Insecta, Diptera, Culicidae.